CAAAAUUAAAUUCACAAUGGACAAAAUGAAGAAGAGAGACAGCCAAUGAGAGAAUAAGAAAUUGUUGGUAACUUGGGAUAAGAAAGUUGAAUCCUAAGCCAAUUCUUGCACAUGUGAGCAAUGCAAACUAAUGCUCUGUUAAUUAGUAUUGAUGAGAUCUGAUCAUUCUGAAAGCAACAAAAUGGCAUCUCUCUGUCCCACCAGCAACUUUCCCAGUGAUCCUUUCCCGGCAGCAGCUGAGGAAAUAGCUUGCAACCAAGACCUCAUCACGCUGAUCCUCAUCCGCCUGCCUGUUAAGUCUCUUCUCCGAUUCAAAUGUGUCUCCAAGACUUGGCUCUACCUCAUCUCCAAUCCACAAUUCAGUACCCGCCAUCGCAGUCUUGCCUCUGCAGGCAUCAUCUUGUGUCAAAGUCCCGGUCUCAUUGGUCACCUGUCUCACCAUUGCAGAAAUUCUGAGCAACCCUUUACGUCUCUCAACUUCAUCGGUGACUCAGCCGGUGUUAAAGUGUUGCAGUCUAUCAAUGGCCUGGUCUUGUGCUGUAGCUAUCCCAAACGGGGGAAACGCCGCAGCUUUUAUGUCUGCAACCCUUCAACAAGGCAAUUCUUGAUGCUUCCUCCACCUAACGCGGAUGGCUGCGAUUCGUGCACAACCAUUUUCGGUGUUAAUUUGGCUUUCAAUCCCCCUAAGUCACCUCACUACCAAGUUGUCUGCGUUCAAAAUUGUUCUUCUUCAUCAACAGCAUCCGGUAAUUACCAGAUUGAGAUAUACUCAUCUGAGACUGGAACUUGGAGGCUAUCUGGCUCUCCUUUUGUUGCCACAUCUGACAUGGUGUUUGAAAAUGGGGUGCUUUGGAAUGGCACAAUUCACUGGAUUAGCCCAAAAGGGGCUACAUUAUGUUUCGAUAUCGAUCGAGAGCUCCUCCGAUCAAUGCCUAGUCCUCCAUCACAUGAGAGAUGGGACAAAAGAAGGUUCAGAUAUUUUGGUGAGUCUGGUGGUCAUUUGCACCUUGUUGAAAUUUAUGGUCCAAGCACUACUCAAUUCCAAGUCUUUGAGAUGGAGACGGAUUACUCAAGAUGGAUUCCCAAGUAUGAUAUCGACAUGGCUGCAAUCGUAGAUGAACUUCCGGGGAUGGUUAUGGAAUACCUUGAGCUCCAUGAAUAUGGUUCUCGUUUCUAUGCAUUUGUUUUGCUUUUUGUCCAAGAAAUUGAAGGGGGCCCGUUUCUGUUGCUACACAUUCCUGGUAAGUUUAUAUCUUACAAUAUUAGAGAUAGGACCUUCAAGGAGAUUUGUGGUUUUGGUCCCAAAUCCACCGAAACAAAUACUUCUGCGUUGCAGAUCGGAUGCUUUCAUGCUUAUCAGUUUGUAGAGACUCUGGCUAGUGUUUGAACAUUUCAGUAUAUUAUUUUCUAUCGUCUUAUUAUGUGUACCAUUGAGAUUAAACUCAUCUUUUGUAAUAAUUGUAUGCCUCUCAAGAUUGGGAUUCAUAAUGUAAUGAUUUUUCUAUUGAUCUUCUCAUAUUAUAAAUUGUAUAUUAUUUUCUGUAUUUGUACUAUUCCUGGAAAUCUUUUCUUAAUCUAAAAAUACGAAUUUCAU
Prunus persica (peach) is the source of this 1594-nucleotide messenger RNA. Its product is annotated as F-box protein At5g07610. Gene Ontology annotation, molecular function: protein binding. Bases 152 to 1387 code for a protein of 411 amino acids. The transcript has a single exon. The record is from RefSeq and is a predicted model, not a curated record. Lineage: Eukaryota; Viridiplantae; Streptophyta; Magnoliopsida; Rosales; Rosaceae.